UAUGCGGUUUGAUCGCACAAGGAUUGUCCUCCUCGGCCACCGUAUGAUGUCGUGGCGUUUGCUGUGCUCUAGCUAACCAUAGUUACCUGAUUACCGUUAGCUCUACCUUCUAGCUUAUUCUGUCUACAUUUGUUUACGUCCACGUUACAUAAACCACCGGACAGUAUUACCGCCAGUGGUUCAAGAUGAGACGCGCUGGUUUGGGUGAAGGAGGCCCUGGGAAUUAUGUAGCAAGUGGCUACAGUGUGUAUGAAGAGGAAAAUGAACAUCUACAGGAGGGACUGAGGGCUAAAGUCAACGCUUUGAAAAGUUUGUCCAUCGACAUUGGUACGGAAGUCAAAUACCAGAAUAAAAUGUUGGACGAAAUGGACUCGGACUUCGACUCGACAGGCGGCCUGCUAGGUGCCACCAUCGGUAGAGUCAAGCAGCUGUCCAGAGGCAGUCAGACCAAACUGCUGUGCUACAUGCUGCUCUUCUGCUUCUUCGUCUUCUUUGUCCUAUACUGGUUCAUCAAGCUGAGGUGAUAGGAGGACCCGGUUGCACUUCUUAACUCCACAUCUUCAUCCCCGGUCUGUGCCAUGCUGAUGGAUCAAAGCUAAACCGACAUAAUGUUGAUGACGACAGGCAGGGAUAUUUUCUCUCAGCUUUACAUGUGCCCAUGUUUCUGAGUAUUACAACAUCCCAAAUGUAGUCUUGGAUAAAGUCCUACUGAUGCUAUAUGAUGGAAUCCCUAAUAAUAAAACAAGGUCUACAUGAUGUAACACGUGAAGUGGGAAUUAGAUAUGUACUGUACAUCUGAAGAAGCGCAAUCAGUGUACUUGAUAUCAGCCGAAUUUACAACUGUAUAAGAUACUCCUGUGUGAAUAACCAUAAUGCAGUCAUUAACACAUUGUAAGGUAAACAUUAUUAAGUUAUAGAAAGCCACUCAAAGCCAAUAAUCUAGUGUAUUUGCUUUUAAGAAUGAAUGGAUAAAGUACAGCAUUGUUUUAUGUUUAUUGUAAAAUACUUUUUAAUGUAAAUAAACUAAUUUUACGAGCUGAA
Molecule: messenger RNA, 1041 nt
Organism: Eleginops maclovinus (Patagonian blennie)
Lineage: Eukaryota; Metazoa; Chordata; Actinopteri; Perciformes; Eleginopidae
Gene: bet1
Product: Bet1 golgi vesicular membrane trafficking protein
Exons: 4
Coding region: 186-524 (112 amino acids)
Biological process (GO): endoplasmic reticulum to Golgi vesicle-mediated transport; vesicle fusion with Golgi apparatus
Cellular component (GO): SNARE complex
Molecular function (GO): SNAP receptor activity
Source: RefSeq, a predicted model, not a curated record